This is a messenger RNA of Zootoca vivipara (common lizard), 569 nucleotides long. RefSeq names its product histone H2B 5-like. Gene Ontology annotation, cellular component: nucleosome. Gene Ontology annotation, molecular function: protein heterodimerization activity; DNA binding; structural constituent of chromatin. The record is from RefSeq and is a predicted model, not a curated record. NCBI's taxonomy places the organism in Eukaryota, Metazoa, Chordata, Lepidosauria, Squamata, Lacertidae.
CCUUUUUCACACUUCGCUUUCCCCCCCUUUUUGGUGGUAAGUAAAGUAGGGGGCCUUCCAUCACAAUGCCCGAGCCAGCUAAGUCUGCUCCCGCUCCCAAGAAGGGCUCCAAGAAGGCGGUGACUAAGACGCAGAAAAAGGGCGACAAGAAGCGUCGCAAGAGCCGCAAGGAGAGCUACUCCAUCUAUGUCUACAAGGUGCUCAAGCAGGUUCACCCCGACACCGGCAUCUCCUCCAAGGCGAUGAGCAUCAUGAAUUCCUUUGUGAACGACAUCUUUGAGCGCAUUGCCGGAGAGGCUUCUCGCUUGGCUCAUUACAACAAGCGCUCCACCAUCACCUCUCGGGAGAUACAGACGGCCGUGCGCCUCUUGCUGCCUGGGGAGUUGGCCAAGCACGCGGUUUCGGAGGGCACCAAGGCUGUCACCAAGUACACCAGCUCCAAGUAAGCAGAUUGUGCUGCUGAGUAAGGCCACCCAGAACCCAAAGGCUCUUUUAAGAGCCACCCACUUUUCUUAUAAGAGAGCGAGUCGCUUGUCUCCAAACUGCAGUAUGUUUACCUGGCACGUUGG